AUGCAGAAUCCAUCGUUCGCCAUGCCGCCGGCUAAUCAUCACGCCAUGCUUGCACACUUUAUGUCAAGGACGCUGGCCAAUAUGCCUGCGCCCGUUGCAAUGACACCAGCACGAGCCCAAGAGAUACGCUAUCGAUGCAAGCAAUGCGACGGACAUAUUGCCGACUUGCUAGAAUUGCGCGCCGCAUGCGAUCCACUCGACCCACAAAACAAAGCGCCUGAAUACAACCUGAAGCUCAUGAAAGCGAAGGCCAUCCGAAGCUUGAUCUACUGGCAACUCUUUCGCAUCAAUGACUUGCCGACCGAGAUCCUCAGCCUCAUCCUUCGCGACGUCGUUUGGUCUGGCACUGUACCCGAAGCUGGUAUCACUAACCGGUUGCACAUCACUUGGGUAUCAAAGCGUUGGAGAGAAGUCGCGAUCAAUGACUCUACGCUAUGGAGCGCCAUUUGGUUCCGCGAUCAACCGCCACACGAGAGGUCGUUUUGUUGGUUUGACAGAGCGGGAAAGGCGACGUUAGAUAUUAGAGUGGCAGAGCCCCGGGGCGGGCAGUGGACAGGACCGCAAAUGGAAGUGUUCCUUGACAGAGUGUUCGUGAAACUCGAGCAAAUCCGUUCCCUGAUCGUCGUCGUCGACAACUGGCCCCCGGCACUCGUAGUUCUCGACAAGAUCCAGGACUAUAGCACGAGACGGACGUUUGGAUUAUUAGAACGAUUUGAGCUCCAUCGCAACGGCAGUCCUUAUGUAUGGAUUGGCGCAGGAUAUGAACCAGACCGACACCGCGAUCCAAUGAGACUGUUCGGUGGCGCAAUCCUACCUGCACUUAAAAGCAUCACUAUCAAUGGCGUCCACAUCGAUUGGAACAGGUCCCCACUAUCCAAUCUAUCCCGGUUAGACAUCCGACGAAUACCCCUCGAGAUGUCCCCUACGUUGCCUCGCUUCCGCGAGAUCCUUCAAAAUUGCCCUAACCUUAUUCGUCUUUCCUUGGAUGGAGCAGGCCCAGUAUGGUCACCCACAUUAGCAGCGGCUUUCCCCCCCGUCGUGUUGCCUAGCCUCCGACACUUGGUCAUUGGCGAUUAUAGCUUGCAGUACGCCAUGUAUGUUGCGACCCAGAUUUCGGCGCCAAACAUUCGCGAACUUACGCUCAUGAACCUCGUCGGCGAGGACUACGCCCCGUUCUUCACCUUGAUGACUGGCGCGUUCCCGGAAGUCCGGCUUCUCACCGUACAAAACGUCGAGUGCGUCGCUGUACCAGCCAGUAGAGCCGUUAUGGUCAAGUGGUUAAAAUCGAUGCCCAAGAUGGCCUUCUUCCGCAUGGCCAAUCUCAAAAUCAAUUUCCUCCAACUUUUCCUUGCGGACGGCGAAGAUCCCAACUCUGGCAUCGUCCGCUGGGAAGCCAACACGAUCAUCCCUCCUCGACAGACUAUCGCACCGAACCUCCUGUAUCUUGAGGUAUACGCCAGUGAUCCCGCAUUGGUCGUGAGUUUGGUCCUGGCUCGGAAGGCUAUAGGCGCCCCUUUCCGUAAGGUGUUCGUCGACCAUAACCUCAUUGCCAAGUUCACGCCUGAACAAAGCAAAGCAGUUACAGCAGAUGGAACCCCAGUCUUUAUACUUCCCGCGCCAGUGCAGACCAUCGAAGAGGUCGAGCUGAUGGCGGACUAA
Pleurotus ostreatus (oyster mushroom) is the source of this 1659-nucleotide messenger RNA. RefSeq lists its product as uncharacterized. Bases 1 to 1659 code for a protein of 552 amino acids. The record is from RefSeq and is a predicted model, not a curated record. The transcript has a single exon. NCBI's taxonomy places the organism in Eukaryota, Fungi, Basidiomycota, Agaricomycetes, Agaricales, Pleurotaceae.